CCCUCGUCCUUCGUCACAUUUUGCUAGGGUUUUGUAUCUUUCCAUGGCGACGCAUUCCAUCUCUCGCUCCAUUCUCUGCCGUCCGGCGAAAUCUCUCUCCCUUCUCUUCACCCGAUCCUUCGCCUCAUCUGCUCCUCUCGCCAAAGCUCCGGCGACUUCGCUUUACACGUCGUCUCUGCUCACCCGAUCCCGUCCCUUAGUCGCCGCCUUCCGCGGUGGACUUGUGUCUGUCAAAGGUCUUUCUUCGCAGGCUACGUCGUCUUCUCUGAACGAUCCGAGUCCCAACUGGUCCAACAGGCCUCCAAAGGAGACGAUUUUGCUCGAUGGAUGCGAUUUCGAGCAUUGGCUUGUGGUUGUGGAUCCGCCUGAGGGAGAUCCCACUAGAGAUGAGAUCAUCGACAGCUAUAUCAAAACCCUAGCUCAGAUCGUUGGCAGUGAAGAAGAAGCGAGGAUGAAGAUCUACUCUGUUUCAACUCGGUGCUACUUUGCUUUUGGAGCUCUUGUGUCUGAAGAUCUCUCUCACAAGCUGAAAGAGUUGCCAAAGGUGCGCUGGGUUCUUCCUGAUUCUUACCUGGAUGUGAGAAACAAAGACUACGGAGGGGAACCUUUCAUUGAUGGGAAAGCUGUUCCUUAUGACCCCAAGUACCACGAGGAAUGGAUAAGGAACAACGCUAGAGCCAAUGAAAGAAACAGGCGCAAUGACCGUCCUAAAAACUUUGAUAGAAGCAGAAACUUUGAGAGGAGAAGAGAGAACAUGGCUGGAGGCCCUCCUCCUCAACGUCCUCCCAUGGGUGGCUCUGCACCCCCUCCACCUCCCAUGGGGCAGAAUUAUGGACAAAGGCCUCCACCAAACUAUGGAGGACCACCACCGCCACAUAACAAUAUGGGAGGGCUGAGGCCUCCAGCAAACUACGGAGGCGCACCACCACCACCACCGAACUAUGGAGGACCACCACCACCGAACUACGGAGGAACGCCACCACAAAACAUGGGAGGAGCACCACCACCAAACUACGGAGGAUCACCUCCACCGAACUAUGGAGGAGCACCACCGCAGAACAACAUGGGAGGGGGAGGUCCACCAAAUGCAGGAUGGUCAGGUAACAACUACCAGCAGCAGCAGGGUGGUGGAAUGCAGCAGCCACAGUACCAGAACAACUAUCCACCUAACCGGGAUGGCAGCGGGAACCCGUACCAGGGUUAAAAGUAGCUGAAGCAGUCGUGGGUUUUCUUAUAAUCAUGCAUUCUGGACGAUGUAUAGAUAAUCUGAGGAAGAGUGAGAGUGCAAUAGCAAGACUUAAAAACUCCUUUUGUCUUCAGUGUUUUAUCAGUCUGGUAUUUGUCUCAAGAGAAUAGCUUUGAGUAACUGUGGCUUGUUUUUUUUAGUUUAUAUCCUAAAACCAUCUUAAGAGUUCUGAAUUGGUUUCACUUUAAGGCCUUGUGUUGUUAGUUCA
This is a messenger RNA of Brassica oleracea var. oleracea, 1454 nucleotides long. Its product is annotated as multiple organellar RNA editing factor 8, chloroplastic/mitochondrial-like. The transcript is spliced from 4 exons. Gene Ontology annotation, cellular component: mitochondrion. The record is from RefSeq and is a predicted model, not a curated record. Bases 44 to 1204 code for a protein of 386 amino acids. Lineage: Eukaryota; Viridiplantae; Streptophyta; Magnoliopsida; Brassicales; Brassicaceae. Gene Ontology annotation, biological process: mitochondrial mRNA modification; cytidine to uridine editing.